This is a messenger RNA of Oncorhynchus kisutch (coho salmon), 5039 nucleotides long. RefSeq names its product ubiquitin domain-containing protein 1. NCBI's taxonomy places the organism in Eukaryota, Metazoa, Chordata, Actinopteri, Salmoniformes, Salmonidae. The coding region runs from base 614 to 1312 and encodes 232 amino acids. Gene Ontology annotation, molecular function: protein binding. The record is from RefSeq and is a predicted model, not a curated record. The transcript has 3 exons.
CGUAAAAAGUUAGUGUUUCUAUCUGCACCAGAAAGGGAAGGGGGAUUUAAAACCAGGCUGACAAAAAUGAGAAGGGUUGGAAAUUCUCCAUAUACACAAUCAAUUGUUUUAUCUAAGUUAGUUAGCUAUAUGUUUACAAUAUUUACCCGGUCGCUAGUGCAUAGAAUUCUGCUUACUAAUUUAUUAGCUAGCAAGAAAGUUGCUUAACUGUUGGCUACAAAGAAAGCGAACCUGUCUAAAUUUGUAUUUAUAGAGGAAUGUCUAGCGUUGAACUAUAACGCAAUCAAUGAUUGUUGACACUUUUAUCCAAUUUAGCGGGCUAGACAUUCUGCACGUGACUACUGCUUUUGAAACGUUGGAUCACAUCAAACAAUAAUAAAACGGAGAUAGCUAGCGUACUAUUGAGCUUGUUUAGCUAGCUAGCUUCCGUGCUUGUUAGCUAGUUGUUCGACCAGCGUGCACAUUACCUCCGUUACUCUGUGGAUUCAUCUAUCAAGAUAAUUAACUUGACCUCGUGAAUUUUGUACAGUGGAUCUGUAUAUAUUUGUUUUGGAACCAGCUAGCGGUUGGUUAAUGAUGGGGCCCCGACAUAGUUAGCCAUCUGAUACAAAUCAUGGGAGGAUGUGUUGGGAGAGAACGCGAGGACACACAGGGCCACGGUUCAUCCAGGAGCGGUGGAAGGACACACCGAAAACGUGGAGGUCGCAAUGAGCCCCUCAAGAAGGACAAGCCCAAGUGGAAGAGUGACUACCCCAUGACGGAGGGCCAGCUCCGCAGUAAGAGGGAUGAGUUCUGGGACACGGCGCCGGCCUUCGAGGGACGCAAGGAGAUAUGGGACGCCCUGAAGGCGGCCACUGUGGCCCUGGAGUGCAACGACCACGAGCUGGCCCAGGCCAUAGUGGAUGGAGCCAGUAUCACACUGCCUCACGGGUCCCUGACGGAGUGUUAUGACGAGCUAGGUAGCUGCUACCAGCUGCCCGUUUACUGCCUGGCCCCUCCGGUCAACCUGAUCUCCGAGCGCAGCGACGAGGACCCCAGUGACAACCCCGAGCCCACCGCUGCCCCCAAGAAGGAGUUCCAGCUCAAGGUGCGCCUUUCCACGGGCAAGGACCUGCGCCUUAGUGCUAGCAUGGCCGACCCCAUCGGGCAGCUGAAGAAGCAGCUGCAGGCCCAGGAGGACAUCGACACGGCCCACCAGCGCUGGUUCUUCUCGGGCAAGCUGCUCACGGACAAGACCCGCCUGCAUGACACCAAGAUCCAGAAGGACUUUGUCAUCCAGGUCAUCGUCAACCCGCAAGCCCCCAUUAACUAGGUCCCAGGUGAGUAGGGGUGAAGAGGAGGGGUGAUGGAGAGACCGGACCGGAUACGAGGAACCCCAGAUAAUGGCUUCACCACUGCUCUUUAAAACGGAGAGGUGAUCUGGGGAAUUAUAAGAGAUGGAUAACAGAAGGGAGAGACUCCAAUGUGCUGCUUUUCAAUGUCUACCAUUAAAGAGUGUGAUAUAUUUUUGAAUGCGUGACUUCACUGUGGGAGGGUUGGUCGAUUUGAUUGAUCUAGCCAGACCAGACCUCUCACUCUGAGAAGGGUGUUCUGUGUCACUCACCACUAACUCUGGAGUCACACUGUCCACUGAGACCUCUACCCUCCUCCCCCUGCAAAAAUGACCCAAAUCACAGCAGAAUUGCCCCCCACCCCAGAUGUGAGACACUGCAGGUGUGAACUGCAUGGCAUUUGCAAGGGGUCUGCGUCUGCACUAACGGUAACUAAGUGCCAAUAUAAAUCGCAGAGUAAUUUGGAUCGGUUGUAAAGCACAUCCCCCCCCGUCAUAGAUUCCUACCUUGAUCCAACCUCAAGUGAAAUACAAACUAUUUUUCUCAUUCGAAUUCUUUUAAUAAGCUUUUUUUGCACACUUGAUUAUAUUUGCAUAGUAGUUUGUGUGCCUUCAAGGAAGAAAACAAAACAAGAUCCUAGGGGGAAAACUCUAGUUUUACUGCUAAAGCCUUCUUUCUCUAGAAUCAGGAAUAAUCUUUUCAUAGAUCUAUAAAAAAAAAUCCGAAGUAUACUGCUGCCUUUUCCGAUCGUUUGUCUUGUCAGUUGUUGAAGUUCAAAUUUACUGUGGUGUUUUCAUGGCUGUUUUCCACGUGUUGUCCCCCUCACCUAUUUUUUGUUGUUGUUGUUGUAUGUACUGUAAAGUGACUAUGAUUAGAGCCCAGCCCACAUGCUGUGCCACAUAACAAUCCUGAGGUGAAAUGUGAAGCUAUAGUGAAGAUGAUUGGAGUAUGCCUCUGUUUUUAAUAUACACCGAGUGUACAAAACAUUAGGAACAACUUCCUAAUAUUUAGUUGCACCCCCCUUUGCAGCCUAAAUUCGUCGGGGCAUGUUGUUCAAAGCGUUCCACAGGAAUGCUGGCCCAUGUUGACUCCAAUGCUUCCCACAGUUGUGUCAAAUUGUCUGAAUGUCCUCUGGGUGGUAGAACAUUCUUGAUACACACAGGAAACAGUUGAGAGUGGAAAAACCCAGCAGCAUCGCAGUUCUUGACACACUCAAACCGGAGCACCUGGCACCUACUACCAUACCCCGUUCAAAGGCGCUUAAAAUCUUUUGUCUUGUACAUUCACCUUCUGAAUGGCACACAUACACAAUCCAUGUCUCAUUUGUCUCGAGGCUUAAGAAAAAAAUCCUUCUUUUAACCAGUCUCCUCCAUUUUCAUCUACACUGACGUUGAAGUGGAUUUAACAAGUGACGUCAAUACGGGAUCAUAGCGUUCACCUGGUCAGUCUCACGGAAACAGCAGGUGUUCCCGAUGUCUUGUACACUCAUGGAAUUGUACAACAUGCGCUUGCCUUUCUCAGGUGGCACCUCACUGCCCCUGAGGUGCUCCUUUAUCCUUCACAUUGGCCUUUUUGCUUUUCCACCUCUCUCUCUCUCUCUCUCCCUCUAAGCACUUUGCCUCCCCCCCCAUAACCUGAGGCUUCACUAGACGGCCCUAUAGUCCUCACGAGCAGGGUGGUCAAGCUAAUUUUGGAUCCCCUUGUAUCCGGCUGUCGAUGCGGAUUCUGAGCCCCAGCCAGCCGACCCAGCGUAAAGUUAGCUGACCAGAGCUUAGUCCAUUCAGCACGCAGACCGUAAUCCAUCCCCUUCCUCCCACACAAACAAAAGCCAGACCAAGCUGACUCUCUGAGCAGUAGCUGCCCCAAUAUGCCUCUGAGCCUGGGCUGCAAUGGAGAUGGCAAGAGGGUAGGAGUUGUUUCCCUUAACCACCAGACCCCCAAUCCUAACCUUAACCAUUAGGGGGGGGAUGAAAACUAUCUGACCUGCUGCUGCUCACUCAUUUGACUGCCGGCCAGAUCGCGAAGAAGCAAACCAGACGGGAGUGAAGUUCAAUUCCCCUCGAGCCUUAAUGUGGCCUAAAAACAACAACAACAUAGAACACCGUACUUGUUGGUGGACGGUUAAACUGUAGAUGGAAAGACCUGUACCAUGCUAUUGUCAUCGUGGUUACGCUAUCAUUUUAGUUUUUUAAAAGUUUUUUUUUUGUCUGCGUAGGCAUCAUUUGAACUUCAUCCAUUUUUAGCUUCAACAGUUGAUUCAUACUGUGCUGGGAAUGUAUUGAACAUUUUAUGCAAACUUGAAUAAGCAUUUCUCUCAACUUACAAUGUAUUUAUGUGCAAUACAGGCUAGACCUUAAUUCUUCCCAUAUUUCAUGUGUACCGUAGCAUUAGCUAUGACUAUUGUAAAGGUUCUCAAACGCAGAACUUCACGUAGGAGCCUGCUAUGUUCAGAUUGCUUUGUCAUUGAACAAUCAACUUUCUUUGACCUCGUCCAGAGUUUCAUAUUGCUUUUGUCUCUGUUUUGAAAUGUUGUCCCUUCUAGAAAAGUGUUUUCAAGUAGCAACAUCUUUCUUUUAAUGGCAUGACCUCACUAUGAUAAUCAUGUAUUUUCUGUGAAUUGGCUCAGCCUCUGAGGUUAGAACAUCAUUUGUACACAUGGGGCACAUAAGAUCUACCUUUGCAAUAGAGCCUCUUUGUAAAAAAAAAAAAAAAAAAUCUCGGCCCAUGUUCUGUUAGCGGGGUCGUUACACUUUUCUCAGAAUGUGUCUCAAAUGUUGGCUUCAACUAUGGUAAUUUUGUAGUCGUAUGAGAGCUGUAACAAGAUACGCCGGUUUAACAUCAAGGUACAAAUCCCUACACGAGACGGCAUAAAAAUAUAAACCUCACUGUAAUCAAUGUGAGGGAUCUGCUCGAUAUUGCCAGUAAGGACACAUCUGAUACCGCAGAGCAUUGACAUCACACAAGGGCCGCGGUUCGAUCCAGGCCAGGGGAGCAGGAGAGAGCGGAAUAAAGAGACUUCUUUUUUUUCUUCUUUUUCUGAGACCUGUGAACCUCCCAUCGCUGCAGUUGGACAUUUUCAACAACUGUCUAGGAAUAUGAUCCCUUAUGCAGACAAUUAAUCAGACACUAUGUUUUCGGGUUUUAGUAAGAACGUGCAAGUAUAUUUGUAUGUACUGUAUGCCUAAUACACGUUUGAUCAUUUUGGCUUCAGGUCAGGAGUUUCAUUUGUGUCUUUCUGUAGUGUCCAUAGUCAUGGUAUUAGUUAUGGUACACAGGUGGACUCAGUUAUACAGUGGACUUAAGCAAGCAGGUUAAAAAGCCAUAUGGCCACAGAUAUUUAUUUGAGUUAUUUUGUGGACUACUAAAGGACACAAUGUAGACUGCUUUGUUUUCCUCUCGAACCUCAGAUCCUAAGAAGCCAUUGCAUUUUAAUGAAGUGUUUUUCCCCGGGGUGAAUCGAGAGGCACCCCCUUUCUUCAACAGCUCUAAGCAGAAACAUGCUAAUUGCGCUUUUGAUGAUGUCAAUGAGGAUAUAGCCGUAUAAAAGAUCUGUAUAUUUAGUCAUUUUGAAAAAUAAGUGAUUUAUUAGGAGAUUUCUGAUAAUUAAAUAUGCCUACAACUUGUUUUACAAGUGACGUGUACAUUUAUAAGAUGAUUUAAUUUUCAACCUUAUUUUUAACUGUCAAAUAAAAUUAUUGGAAAAAUAAA